AUGGCUUCUCACACGAAGAAGGACGAUUUCUGUCUCGAAUGCCACUGGGAGGCUUUCCACCUGGAUGGAAAAGAGACUGAAGAUCCCUCCGAGGCUCAGCCGGAUCAAUGGAACUGUCCCGACCAGGUACACACCCCGCUACCUCAUUGUGAGGUAGAUGAGCAGUGCCACGUUGACGAGGACUGCUGUGAUGUAGACGAUUGUUCCGUCAACUGUUCAUCUGUCUGCGACGGCUUCGUUGAUUGUGAUGAAGCUCUAGUGUGUUCUGAAUCCCACUGCGACGAGGAUCAUUGCAAGAACGUCGACCCGGUUUGCUUUGAUGAACACUGCUUUGAUGACAGCAAUGUAGACGGCGAGCACAGUCUGGAGUCCUUGUUAGGGCUGGGGUCUCCUCUCAACCUCGAAACGAACGACCUACUAUCACCGACCACGAUCCCACCGUCACAGGUCGAGCAGCCCAAGACAGUGACACAACCUGCCGCAGGCCUUGUGGCCCCGGCUUCGUCGAAUGAUACGUUCCUCAAUUCCUAUGCCGUGCCCGUGUCCCACUGCCACUCUCACAGCCAUCAGCAUUUCCACUGUCACGACUUUUCCAAGGAUGCUCACCAUGCAGCGAAUUCAUGGCUACCGUUACAGAACGCGGUAAACCCGGCGGACGUGUUUCACAUGAUGGCAUGCCCUGACCUGUCUGGAUGCCAUCAGUUCCACGUCCACGAGGCGCAGGCCUGUCCUGUUCCGGACAAACCCGCUGAUGACAGUGCUUCGAACCCGUUUGCCUGCUUUCAUAUCCCUCAUAUUCCCCACCACCAUCACCCUCCGACCGAAAUGAAGAGCCCGGCUCUCCCGCACAAGCCGACCAACAACUGGAAGCCAUGUCGCACGCAUGUGCACCGGUGUCGCACGCACGGACAUGCUCAUGUCCACCCCUAUGGCCCGUACUCGCCAUACUCCCGUCAUUCGCGGUCCAGCGUGAGCUCGCAACUGAGUCCGGGCGAGACCCCGCCCCCGCUGGAUGGGGGCACCUCGUCUGUCCUGACCAGUCCGGAAUACGCCCCCGACACCGAGUUAUUCAUGUGCCAGUGGGCCACAACAACCGACGGGGUCAAGAUGCGCUGCGGCGCCACCUUCGCCGACGCAUGCGCUCUGCAGGAACAUCUGGUGGGAUGCCACAUGGCGACCGUGGAGGGCGCCAAGGGCACGGGAUAUUACUGCUGCUGGGAGGGGUGUCAUCGACCGGACGAGCCAUUUUCGCAAAAGUCGAAACUGCAGGGCCAUUUCUUGACACACAGCAACUAUAAAAACUUCAAAUGCUCCGUCUGUGGAAAGAUGUUUGCGCGACAGGCGACAUUGGAGCGACAUGAGCGGAGCCAUCGGGGGGAGAAACCGUACAAGUGUAGUGAGUGCGGCAAGUCAUUCACCGAUAGUAGCGAGCUGAAAACACAUUCACGGACGCAUACAGGAGAGAAGCCGUUCAAGUGUACACACCCAGGGUGUGACUUUCAGACUGGCGAUUCAUCCAACAUGUCUAGCCACCGCUUAACACACGGCGAACGCAGACACAAAUGCCACCACCUCGGGUGCACCAAGAGCUUCACGCGACACGCCACAGACCAACUCAAACGACAUUUAAAAACCACCCACAAAGAAAACAUCACGAUGCCGUCGCCAGUGGCGGAGCAAUUCGGCCUCGCCUUUUCCGAAGUGGCGUGA
Molecule: messenger RNA, 1710 nt
Organism: Aspergillus sclerotioniger CBS 115572
Lineage: Eukaryota; Fungi; Ascomycota; Eurotiomycetes; Eurotiales; Aspergillaceae
Product: C2H2-type zinc finger protein
Exons: 6
Coding region: 1-1710 (569 amino acids)
Biological process (GO): regulation of transcription by RNA polymerase II
Cellular component (GO): nucleus
Molecular function (GO): RNA polymerase II cis-regulatory region sequence-specific DNA binding; DNA-binding transcription factor activity, RNA polymerase II-specific
Source: RefSeq, a predicted model, not a curated record